AUGGUGAAGCCUGCGAGCAAGAAGCCCACUGCGAAGUCUACCGCCCGCCGGCCAACGCACGGCGGGUCUGCUAAAAGGCAACCAUUUCCCGAAGCAGUCCAGCCUGUUAGGCACAUUGAGUUGCCUUCGACUUCACAUGGCCGGGUACAACAUGCAAUAGAGCGAGCCAGCUUACAAGAGAUAGAGGAUGCUGUUGCGAAACGAAAUGCUGAGCGUCAACAGAGGGAAGAGCGCGACAAGGAGCAUCACGCGCAGAAACUCCGCAAAGCGGAAGAAAUACGUCAGCGCGAAAUUAACCGGGGCGGUGACCAUUCCGCAGAUGAAAUGUUAGAUGGUGAUGUUGCAACCAACCCCAUUGCAGACGAUGCGAUCGAUGAGCAGGAUCGUCUUGAAGAUAGGGAGGAUGGUGACAUGGGAAUGGCUUCCAGUGACGAGAUUGAGGGGGAGCUAGACGAGCACAAGGAAAGCGGUGAUGAACAUCUGAGGUCCAUGAUAUCAUCGUGGAAGCUAUCUGACGCUUUGAAUGUCUCGUCAUCACUCAAUUUCCUUUCAAUUCAUCCAGACGAGUUGAACUUGCGAGCAUGGCAAAAGAUUCAUGAUGUGCGCCAACUUAAACUGAUAAUGGCGCGUGAUUCUCAUGUCCGUGGAGAGCUGAAGACGAGGAACAAAUCUCUGGUGGAUAUGUACGGGUUUGAAAGCAGUCAGAAGGAUUCCAUAAUUGCACCCAACCAUAGACUGGCUGAGCAGUUGCUUGAGGAUUAUAAUUACUUGUACCGAUACCGCGGGGCCAGGAAGGGCUUUCUACAACAUAAGAUAAUCCAGAAGAUUGUCAACAGAAUGUGGUUCAAGAGCCCGAACGACGAUGGAGUUAGGUAUGCAGAAUAUUUCGAGACACCGUCGCUCCGGGCCCUUGCCAUAAUCUUCACAGCGGUCGAGUCUUCCAUCGAGGAAUGGAAGACCGGUAUGUGGCGCUCCAUCACCUUCAGCUCUGAAAACUAUGAAGAACGCUACAAUGAAAUCCUGAAGAUGCUGUAUGACUUCGAGAAAGAGGGUGGAGGAGAGCUACUCUCGAGCGUAUUCCACGCCCGUGUCGAUGUGCGUAAGGAGGGUCGGAGAGGCUCUUUGCCGGCGGAUGCUGUGGCUGCGGCCAUCCAGGACUUCAAGGAGCAUGGAGGGCUGUAUGAAGGGACCUCUGAGGAGGAGGAGGCUAAUGACUUCGCGUAG
Messenger RNA from Gloeophyllum trabeum ATCC 11539, 1224 nucleotides. RefSeq lists its product as uncharacterized. The record is from RefSeq and is a predicted model, not a curated record. The transcript has 9 exons. Lineage: Eukaryota; Fungi; Basidiomycota; Agaricomycetes; Gloeophyllales; Gloeophyllaceae. The coding region runs from base 1 to 1224 and encodes 407 amino acids.